UUGAAAGAUUUCAAAAAUAAAGUAUUAACAGAAGAAGAUAUUGAUGAAUUAUAUAAAUUAUAUAAUCCUGAGCCGCAAAAGCCAAAGGAACAAAAACAAAAGGUGCAAAACACCCAGGUCCUUCAGACCAUAAAUGAAGCACAAGCUUUAAUUUAUGAUUCAUUAGUUAAACCAUAUUCAGCCCGACUUUUAAAUGAAGAUCAACUUUUGGAAUUCAUCCUUCAACAUAAACUCGAAGCGGGAAAGUAUAUCAAACCUUUAUAUACAGCAUAUUUAAAACAAAUGAAUAGAAUACAUCCAGAAUUAAUGAAGGAAGGAAUGAAAUCCAAAAUCAAAGCAGAUAAAAUUAAACCACUUGCAACACCAAAACCUCCAACGACAGUACCGCCUCCUCCUUCAGUUAAUCCUUCAUCAUUCACUUUAUUAUAUCCAUUUCAAACAUUAAAGAAGCAAAAAGAUUUUAAAAAGGAUUUCAAGAUAUUAAAUAAACCAAUUGACCCGAAAAUUCAACCGUUAAAGGAAAAAUUUAGUCGCCCUUCAUUUGCUCCAUAUCCAUAUUCAUACGAAAUAGAUCAUCUGGAAUAUUCAAAAGGAAAAGUUACUUAUUUAUUUGCCAUUAACAUUAACACUAGAUAUUUAUAUUGCAUUCCGGUGAAAGGGAAAACAGAACAGGAAACAAGAAGAGCUAUUACAAUACUUACUAGAUCAUGA
Molecule: messenger RNA, 711 nt
Organism: Trichomonas vaginalis G3
Lineage: Eukaryota; Parabasalia; Trichomonadida; Trichomonadidae
Exons: 1
Source: RefSeq, a predicted model, not a curated record